Molecule: messenger RNA, 1084 nt
Organism: Ananas comosus (pineapple)
Lineage: Eukaryota; Viridiplantae; Streptophyta; Magnoliopsida; Poales; Bromeliaceae
Product: elongation factor P
Exons: 9
Coding region: 10-660 (216 amino acids)
Biological process (GO): translational elongation; peptide biosynthetic process
Cellular component (GO): cytoplasm
Molecular function (GO): translation elongation factor activity
Source: RefSeq, a predicted model, not a curated record
UAAUAAUCUAUGUUCAUGUGUGAAGAACUACAACAUGACAAAAUAUGUGAACAAAGGAUUCCUGUGAGUUGCAAACACAAACAUGAACAUGUAGAACUGCUUCUAUUGAUAAUCACUUGGUAUCGAUCAUCACCGCCAGUCGAACUUCGCGAUGUUGAUACUGGUAACAAGACAACUGAAAGAUUUCGCACCGAUGAAGCUAUUGAGAAACUUGAUGAAUUGGCAUGUACGAGCAUCGAGGGACUCAGAUGGCUUCUUCUUCUUCUUCUUCUUCUUUUUGGGGUUUUUGUUGAAGAGAAGUCAUUCACAUUCUUGUAUCAUGAAGGCGACUCUGUGAUGUUGAUGGAGCCUACUACGUUUGAGCAACUAGAAGUUCCCAAAGAAAUGUUUGGAAAAGCUGCUGCCUACCUAAAAGAUGACAUGUCAGUGACAGUACAAUACUAUGAUGGCCGGCCAAUGUCUGCAUCGGUACCUCAGCGCGUCACAUGUACUGUGGUCGAAGCACAGCCUAACACGAAGGGGUUAACUGCUGCUCCUCAGUAUAAACGAGUGGUGCUGGAUAAUGGUCUCACAGUGCUUGCUCCACCCUUUGUUGAAGCCGGUGAUGAGAUUGUCAUCAACACUACAGAUGACUCGUAUAUGACUAGGGCCAAGGAGUAGAGCGUAUGUGAGAGAUUAGAUUCGUUCUGUCUCAGUAUAAGAUGCUUUGUCAGAUCGUUUCUGUAGUCCGGUGCCUCGGAAAUAGAAGUGUUGAAGAAAGUGUUAACACCGAUCGAUCUGCUUGUGCAACUCAAAAAAUAAAUUUUGUAGGAGAAAGACAUCGAGAGAAUAUUUAUUAGCACCCCAGGCAAAAUUCAUGGAACUGCAUAUAUAUAUAUAUUAUCUGUAUGUUUUUGAGGUGUUGUUGUAGUCGAUUAUGCCUGUUGUUGUGUGCCUGAGUAAUGCAAGUGUUGAAGAAAGUGUCAACAUAGAUUGAUCCUCGAUCUUGUGCAACUAAAAAAGUUAAAAUUUGCAGGAGAAAGAGAUCAAUAAAUAUCGAUUAGCACUCAUUUAAAGGCAUUUGUUAUGUAUGUGUUUUUUAUGU